This is a messenger RNA of Xiphophorus couchianus (Monterrey platyfish), 2605 nucleotides long. It is a transcript of the gene ccdc14, whose product is annotated as coiled-coil domain containing 14. The transcript has 12 exons. Gene Ontology annotation, cellular component: centriolar satellite. Gene Ontology annotation, biological process: protein localization to centrosome. Bases 257 to 1894 code for a protein of 545 amino acids. NCBI's taxonomy places the organism in Eukaryota, Metazoa, Chordata, Actinopteri, Cyprinodontiformes, Poeciliidae. The record is from RefSeq and is a predicted model, not a curated record.
UCGUAUUGGGUUUUAAAAUUAGAGUUGAAGAACCUCCGACUUUCCGAGUCGGAAUUUCACCUUCAAUUCAUUUUUCCGACCUGGAAUUCUAAAUUUCCGAGUAAAGCCUCAACGCAGCAUAACGCCAUUGGUCAGUUAGAUGUCGCGCUUCCAGCGGAAGUGAUUUGUUUGAAAGUUCUUUCCCAUCUGGCUAGCUUAGAGACAUGUCCACUUCUAGGUCCAUCUGCUGCCUUUAGAGACGGACUGUGAGGAAACCAUGAGUGGAAAAACGCGAGACAAAGUGGUGACAUCGGGAAGACUGACAGGAAAAGUUACAGUGAGCCGAGCGCCUCCUGAUGGAGGACCUCCACUCCAACCUCAGCCUGACUACUCUCUCUACUCCACAGACUCAGAGGACCAGGUCACCACUCUCCACAGGGGCCUGGACAAGUGUGCUGCCUUGCUCAGUGGCAUUCUUGUGGCAGACGAAGCAGCAUCAGCAGGUCUUCAGAGAACCCCGAAGAAAGAAACGAUUAAACCAAGAUCCUCCAGUUUCCAAGGGAAAAAGCCUGGAAAGAAAUUCCCAGCGAAGGCAGCCACUCCAACUCUGUUAAGAAUUGUAAAGGGUGGCACAGUCAAAUCAAGAGGAUCCACCUCCCAGGGGAAGGCGAGCGAAAGGAAACCGGCCAUAAAAUCAGCUGAUGCUCAGAGGUCAGAACGGCGCCAACCAGCAGCCGCCCACAGCUUCACCCCUCCGGCUCCGCACUCCGGAGUGAAGCUUCAUCCUCCUCAGAAACCAACCCAGUCUGUUCAGUCUCUGUCUGCGGGCUGUCAGACAUCUGCGCGCCAGUCCGCCUCCGUCCCGCCUCCGCUGCGGUCCAGCGCAGCGCUGCGGGACCAUCGGAACCAUUCCCGCUCUGCGUCUGCAGUGUGCGAUGGGAGGGAGGAGUGUGGUCCUGUGGGAGGUGCUGAUGGUGCAGCCGGCUGCAUCCCGAGGGAGAGCUGCUGCAGGGAGGAGAUGCUCCGCUCUCUGCUGGAAGAAGUCCGGGCUCUGAUUCCUGGACAAGGCAAUGUAGCAGAGUGGCUGCUUGGCUGUUUGGAGCAGACCGUCUGUGUUUCAGACACUCAGAACCCUGAGCUCUGCAGUGUGAAGAAUCGGCAUGAGAAGGUGGAGGAGCCACAGAAAGGCCAGAUACUACUUUCUUCAGAAGAACCGAGCCUCCAACAGGAAGUCAUCUCUGCCCAGUCCAGCCUUCAGCGACUCCAGGAUGACCUCACAGAGCUACGGAAAGCUCUGCAGGACACACAGAGCCGGCUGAGGGACACCGAGGCAGAGAAGGCCCUCAUUAAGACAGAGUUGGAGGCGGCUAGAAACCGGCUGCUGGAGAGCGAGCGAGAGAAGAUUGAGCUAGCAUCAGUCGCUCAGCUAAGACUGAAGGAAAUUAAACAUCUUAGAAGGCUCCUUCAGAGUCACUACUCAUCAAAACCUAUGGAUGUCCAGAACUCAUUGUCCGUCACCAAGCAGUAUUUUGGCCAACAAAAUCGAGUAGCGGCAUCCACUGACCGCAUCAAGGAGUUCCUGAUCUCCCUUAACCAGGGGGAGCCCACACACACCGAGAGUCUGCGCGUUGCUGCAGAGCGAGAAGAAAACUCGAAAGGCGACGGAUCAAAUCAAAGAGAGCAAUGUGUUGAGACGUUACCUCAUCACCAGGAUCAUCAUCAUCAUCACCCCAACCUAGCCUUCUCUGAGGACGUCCCGCCGUGCGAGGCGGCGUCUGUGUGGUCCAACUGGAGCAUGAAGUCGGAGUCGACCUUUAACACCAGAGAUGAGGCGGCGUUCAGAGAUGGCCUGGCAGCUCUGGACGCCAGCAUAGCCAACCUGCAGAAAACCAUUCAGCUGGAUCUGAGGAAAUGACCCGUCGGCCUCCAGGUUUCUACAGCUCAGUGUUUGACCUUUUUUUUUUUUUUUAAUAUAUGUAAGGAUUCAAAUAAAGUGUCUUUCCUCCUUUUUAUUCUUAAAACCUCUGAGCUCAGCUUUACAUCAAGGAAAGAGCAGAUUUCUUAAUCACAGCAAAAACUCAGAAUAUGUCGCUAUGUGUAAAAUCGGUUUUAUUAGGAAAGAGCAGGACAAAAUAGAAAACUAGCUCUGAAUAGCAGUGUUGCUGGUUUAAGGCAGUUGUGGCAGCACAGCUGACAUGGCUUGUCCUUUUAGCACAAGGUUCCCCUUUCGUAAAACAUAAAUAGGUUUGGAUCAAGUCCCUGGAGACAGAGUCACAGCACGGUACAAAACGUUCCCUUUGGUACAUCGAGGCCUUCAGUUUAGUUUCAGUGCAGCAGAUCCUCUUGGUGAUGGACAGAGGGGGGCCUCAUCUGGCCACCCCUCAUAGUGCAAAAGCAGCGGCGGUGUAAACGUGAAUACACCACACGAGGUGGCUGGUAGAAACCGUCAGUUUUACAGGAGCUACCGCAACCAACCUGGCAACUUGCAAGUUGCUCAUGUCGAUGUUCCAUGCUUUCCAAGAGCUCCCAGCUCUUCAGAUUAUUUUCCAAGCUCCUUAAAUGCAUCUAAAAAAAACAACAACUAAAUACAGAACCAAAGAAAAGUGGAGACAAAGUUCCAAUAAAG